Molecule: messenger RNA, 351 nt
Organism: Aureococcus anophagefferens
Lineage: Eukaryota; Pelagophyceae; Pelagomonadales; Pelagomonadaceae
Exons: 1
Molecular function (GO): GTPase activator activity
Source: RefSeq, a predicted model, not a curated record
AUGUCGAUCCGCAAGGAGGUCGAGAAGAUGAGCAAGCGCCCCGAGAACAUGCACUGCGCCGACUGCCGCGCGCCCAAGCCCAACUGGGCGUCGUGCUCCCUCGGGACCUUCAUCUGCUUCAACUGCAGCGGGCUCCACCGGGGCCUGGGCACGCACCUGAGCUUCGUGCGGUCCGUGACUUUGGACGAGUGGACGCAGAAGCAGGCCAACGUCAUGCAGCUCUGGGGCAACGCGAACGCGAACUCGUUCUUCGAGGCGCGCAUGCCGCCCGACUUCAAGAAGCCGGACCAGCACGCGUCCGUCAACGUCAUGAACAAGUUCAUCCGCGACAAGUACGAGCGCUGCAAGUGG